Molecule: messenger RNA, 936 nt
Organism: Suncus etruscus (white-toothed pygmy shrew)
Lineage: Eukaryota; Metazoa; Chordata; Mammalia; Eulipotyphla; Soricidae
Product: olfactory receptor 1019-like
Exons: 1
Coding region: 1-936 (311 amino acids)
Biological process (GO): sensory perception of smell; G protein-coupled receptor signaling pathway
Cellular component (GO): membrane
Molecular function (GO): olfactory receptor activity; G protein-coupled receptor activity; odorant binding
Source: RefSeq, a predicted model, not a curated record
AUGGCGGUGGAGAACUGCACUGUGUUUACUGAGUUCAUCUUCUUAGGACUUUCUAGUAGACAGGAUACGCAACUUGGGCUUUUUGUAUUAUUUCUCUUAGUUUAUGGCACAACUAUGGUUGCCAACGUAGGAAUGAUCCUGCUGAUCAAGAUGGACUCCAGACUCCACACUCCCAUGUAUUAUUUCCUGAGCAACCUGUCUUUCUGUGAUGUCUGUUACUCCUCUAUCUCUCCCAAGAUGCUGGCUGAUUUCUUAACUGAGAAAAAGAGGAUCCCAUAUAAUUUUUGUCCUAUACAAAUGUAUUUUUCAGGUGUCUUGGGUGAUGUAGAAUGUCUUUUGUUGGCUGUCAUGGCAUAUGAUCGUUAUGUAGCUAUUUGCAAUCCACUUCUUUAUACAAUUGUCAUGUCCACACGACUCUGUACCCUGCUGGUUUUGCUCACCUAUUUCAUGGGCUUUAUAGAUGCUGCAGUCCAUACAUGCUUAGCUUUUCAGUUGUCCUUCUGCAAUUCCAAUAUCAUCAAUCACUUCUUCUGUGAACUUCCUAUGUUACUUGCACUCUCUACCUCAGAUACAUCCCUCAAUGAGAUUGUGCUAUUCAUACUUGGUACCUUUAUUCUGUCUUGCAGCAUAUACACUGUCUUCCUCUCUUACACUUACAUCAUAGUUACCAUUCUUAGAAUGAAAUCAGCUGAGGGGAGACACAAAGCCUUUUCUACCUGUGCCUCCCACUUAUGCACAGUGUCUAUCUUUCUUGGCACUCUACUCUAUAUGUAUCUCAAACCCAGCUCCAAUGAAUCCAUAGACAGUGAUAAAAUUACUUCUGUUUUCUACACAGUUAUCAUCCCUAUGCUAAACCCAUUAAUCUAUAGCUUAAGAAAUAAGGACGUAAAAAGCGCCCUGAAAAAAGUAAUUAGUACUAAAUUGUGUCUUCUAUAA